Messenger RNA from Scleropages formosus (Asian bonytongue), 1789 nucleotides. Its product is annotated as kelch repeat and BTB domain-containing protein 11-like. Lineage: Eukaryota; Metazoa; Chordata; Actinopteri; Osteoglossiformes; Osteoglossidae. Gene Ontology annotation, molecular function: protein binding. The record is from RefSeq and is a predicted model, not a curated record.
AGGAGGAGGAGGAGGAGGAGGAGGGGGGCGCGGAGGGGGAGAGGAGGGAACCUUGUUACCUCACUGCGUCUCCGCUGGGUUGCGGUCAGCACACGAGGUCGGUCACUUGGAGAGUGGAUGCGACAGCACCGCGCCCUCACGCAUCCCGAAUCUCCAUAGCAUUGCUAUGGUGGACGAAAGGACAGCGGAAAGGCUGAUGAGGACGUUUGCACUUCACCUGGAGAAGCACAUUUCGCAACAAGAAGUGUAUGGGAAGAAAAUCCGCGCGCAUAAAUCCAUCGUGGCGCAGAAGAGUGACUCUAUCUAUUUCAAAGCCAGACACUCCAGAGACGCCCUAAAGAUCAUUAAAGGGCUGAGCUGCUGUCCCACCUUGUCGGUUUCGAUCAAAUAUAUUUGUUCGUCUCGGAUGCGGGUGGACGAGGGCAAUGUCGCAGGGGUGAUCGCCGGAGCGAAGGUCCUUCAGAUCGCCGGUGCGGUGCGGCGCGGCGCGGCCACGGACAGCAUGUCGCAGCACAUCACAGUGGAGAACUGCUACGAGAUCCUGAGCACGGCCAAAAAGCAAGGACUAGGUGAGCUGAAGGAGAGGGCGUAUCGGUUCAUGAGCGACAACUUCUUGGAAAUCCUGAGGGAGCCGCUAGUGUACGGGCGCCUGAGCGCACACGAGCGGGACCUGGUCCUCCGAACACGCCUGGAAGGUAAGAAGUGCUUAAUGGUGGCCGAGACGAGCGACGUGUACGACCGCCCCGGGAGCAGACCUCCCAGCCGGGACAGCAGCCGUCCUCAAAGUCCUCUUUGUGUCGUUUGCCCGGAGGAAACGCGCACGAUACAUUACUACAGCGAGACAUCCAAAGAGUGGCGGCCGCUAACCAGGAUGCCGGACGACGUGAACACCCGGGGCUGCGGGAUGUGCACCAUGUAUAAUUAUUUAUUCGUGGCUGGUGGAAUAAAAGGGGACAAAGGGAAGGUGUCGGACAAGGUGUUCUGCUACAACCCCGUCACCGACGCCUGGAGUGAAAUGAGGCCGCUGAUUGAGCCGCGAUCCCAGCUCAAACUGGUGUCCCUGGACGGCUACCUGUACGCAGUCGGCGGAGAGUGUCUCUUCACCGUGGAGAAGUACGACCCACGCGUGGACAGGUGGACUCCCGUGGCGCCUCUGCCCAGGGGCGCGUUCGCCGUGGCGCACGAAGCCACCGCCUGCAACGGAGAGAUCUACGUGUCCGGGGGCUCCCUGUUCUACCGGCUGCUCAAGUACGACCCCAGGAGGGACGAGUGGCAGGAGUGUCCCUACAACAAUAGCAGGAAGAGGUCCACCGACAUGGUGGCCUUCAAAAACUUCAUCUACAGGUUCGACGUCAACCGGCAGCGCGGGAUCAGCGUGUUCCGCUACAACACCGUGGUGAAGGUGUGGCAGGAGGCGGGGUCCCUGGAGCAGGAGCACCCCCUGCCCUUCAGGUGCGCCAUCGUGGGAAACCGCGUGUACUGCGUGAACAGGUCGCAGGUUCUGCAGUGCCUCCUGGACGAGGAGAACAUUAGCUUUGGACAGGAGCCCCUGAAAGCCCCUCAGGAGGCCAAGGGCGCCCUCCUCCCCUUCGUCCUGAGCCGGCCGGAGAAGCCGGAGAGCAGCGCGUAACGGGCCGACGGAGCGCAGCCACCCGGCGUCCUGUGUCCCAAACAAACAUCUCACCUUUAUGCGCUUCAGGUUCGUGCGAAGUGCGAAGCUUCACGUGGAUUGUUUUCGUACCGCAGUGUGUUCCUUUGCAUGUUAAACACCGAGAGUCAUUCCCGCAAA